Caenorhabditis auriculariae is the source of this 3720-nucleotide messenger RNA. Lineage: Eukaryota; Metazoa; Nematoda; Chromadorea; Rhabditida; Rhabditidae. The record is from the annotation of a GenBank genome assembly.
AUGGUCGUUUUGGACGAUUCGAUGGCCGACGAUGAGCAAGACGUUGAAGACUUUGGUCAUGUCGUAGAAAUUUCCGGGAAAACAGAGAAAGGUUCUUAUGAAAACUGAUAGAAAUGAUGAAGAACUUCUAUUUUCCAGCUCACAAUCGAGGCGUCUGCGGCCUUUGGUCGUUCAGGCAGGAAACCGGCCCGAUCGGACUCAUCUCAGUCAGUCACGACAGCGCAAAACUUUGGAAGUUGUAAGUUUUACUUUUCUUCUACUCAAUAAUCUAAGUUUUGUUUCUCACAGAGAAGAAAAAUAGCGAUAAAUCGGUCACCAUUUCCGAAAGGGAAGUUUUGGCCAAUUGGCGACCGGCCGUACAAUCUUGCGACGUGACGAAUGAUGGAAAAAGUUUAUUUUGGAACUUUUUCUGUUUUUUAAUAUUUUGAUAACGUCAAAAUGUCGAAUAACUAAAAAAAAGCUCUCAUAAUCGGACUCCAGAUUUUAAAAGAAUGAACUUUCACUUGAAAACCAGUCUUUUUCAGUUUUUAGAAUCCAGUUUUAGACACAAACUUCGAAACUCGAGAGCUUAUUCGCUUCUCGGUAACUGGUUGAAAUUUGGAAAACUUUGUUGAAGUGUACUUCAUAACCUCAUAAUUCCAUAACAAAAAAUUCUCUAGUUUAUCCUCAUAAUCGAGUUACGACGUGACAAACGCCUCGAAAAACAUCCUUAUAAAAAACUUGUUUCUUUGGCAAAAUCAGAAGCGUCACAAAUCAACUAUUGAGCAAAAGUCGAAAAUUUUUAUUGUCGUUCUGGAAUUGUACAUUUCAGCCAAGUUUCAUCAAAAUUUCGACCAGGAGCUGAAACUUUCUCAUCUGAGAACCCUCUCUCUUCUCUAUUUUGUGUUGUCCUGGGCCAAAUUUGUUUAUUAUUCAUCAAUUUUCUCUGUGGUUCUCGUUUUCACCCAUCAGUUUCUCAGCGGUGCUGGCCGUCGGAUUGGAUUCGAGAAUUCAUCAAAUUGCCGUCGGAGGCCUUGGCACCAGCCACGAAACUCGCGACUUUGGGUACAUGGAGACGGUGUACGCGACGAUGGCGCCCGAUCGUCGAACCUUUGCCGCCGGUUCAGACUUUCUGUCGGAUUCUCAGGAUUUCGAGACAUUUCAGCAAGUUUCUCGGGUCAUUUGUCGGAAGGGAUGAUCGGAGAGAAUGAAUAUGGACGCCGCGAAAAGUUUCCCAACAUUCGCAACGUCUCCUGCCUGCAAUAUGUAAGUUGAAGGGUGUAAACAAGUUUCAAAAUUGCAGGUUCUAAUCCAAGUCAUUUCAAGUUAAAUCAAUUUUCAACAAUUUUUUAAAUUCUUAUUAUCUGUUUAAAAAUCCGUAUUGAGUGUUUUAUUAUUACUUUGAGAAUCAAAUUUUUUUGUAAACAAUAGUUUUCAGUCCACGGAUAUGCAAUACUUGGCGGUUGGUCAAACUGACGGCGCAAUCGAUUUAUAUGAGAUGAACACAUUCAAACCCGCACGCAAGUAUGAAGGUUCAAAAGAGGGUUAAAACAUGUCAAACAUUUUCCUUUUCAGUUCAUUCCAUGAGGAUCAGGAAGAUCGUGUUUUUGCCGGGUGGCGAGCAGUUUUUGUCGGCGAGCGAUGACAAGCUGAUCAAACUACAUUCGUUGGGAGAUGUGUACGUUUUGGAAAAAUGAAUGGGUUCAUGAAAUGGAAAUUCUUUUUUUGGAUAUAUUGUUCCUACAGAAAUUAACUCUUCUUGAAACGUUUCAGAAACCUAUGGAGAAAAAGGCUUUCUGUCUUGAGAACUCUUGAAUGUUCUCUAUAGUAUGUUCAGACUCUGAAUUUCAAGUCAAAUGACGUCAUUCGAAAACGCUUCAUGAGUGGAUAUCUCUCUGAUUGGUUUAUCGCGCCAUUAGGGGCGGAGCUUGAGCGACGACUUUAAGUUCAAAAUCUGAACAUACUAUAUGCACCACAGCAAGCUUUUAUAAAUAUAUAUAUUUAUGAAGCGCAGAUUUUUCGAAGGUACUAAGUUAGCAUACACACAAAUCUGGAAAAAUAAAAUACGUAACUUUUGAUCUUUUUCCCCAAUUUUUCAGAAGCCUUUUCCGAUUCAACGCGCACCAACCACGCGAUUCGCGUUUUCGCCGGCCACAAAUCUUCAGUUUUGAGUGUGGCGGUCGAUUUGCGAUCGAGCGGAACGCGCUUCGCCACGGGGUCCGCUUGUGGAGAGGUGAAGUCCAACCAAGUACAUAAAUAAACAAAAAUUUAAGAUUUUCAUGUGGCAUUUGGAAAUCGCCUCGCCAAUUUGCAAGGUGCCAAGUGUGCACGAGGGAAAUGUGAGUUUAAAAAUAUAUAUUACUCGGAAAAAAAUAUAUAUUACAUCAUUUUUUUAUGUUUCCAGGUAACUGCUCUCACAUUUUCACCAAGUGGACGGCAUUUGCUCGCUUCUGGCGAAGAUAAGAUCAUUUCUUGCUACAAGUUGGUUUUUUCUUUUUCGUAAACUAAAAAGUUACUAUUGAAGUCACGAAAUUUCACCUUCUAUGGCUCUCACCUUGAUAGAAUUGAACUUUAGUUAUUUUUUUAAGAUAAAAAGAUAAUUAUUUAAUAAUUAAUUUGAUUUUUCUAGUCUUCAGGUCCCCUCCGCAUAAAAAUUGAUGAAAUGAAAGUUUUUUUCUUUCAAAUAUUAAAAUAUUUAUUAAUUUAUUCUCACAAUUUUUCUCCGAAAAAAAUAUAAAUUUUUUUCAGCGUCCCUGCUUCUGGAGAACCCUCGCCUAUUCCUGAAACCUAUCCCGAAGAUGCUGAAGAAUCUCACGCUGAUGAUAAGGAGAACUAUCCGGUAUAAUCCUUAUAAUUCAUUUAUUUCAAUUCGGCCCAUAAAUGCUCUUCCUUUACAGUACUACGAGCAGCAAGAAGGUGAACCGAUGGAUCACAGUUCUCAGAACUACGAACCGACGGUCUACGCCAGCAACAGUAGUUACUAUGAGGCUUAUGGUGCUCCUGGCGGACAAUAUGCCCCCGAGCAAACUAAUUACGACUAUGGAGGUAAUUAAAAGAUUCCUUUAAUCCAACAGAAUACUAAAACUUUUGAGAACUGAAUUAGUGAUAUAUUUUAAAAACAAAAUUAUAAAAUUCAAAUAAACAGAAUGAUAAAUUUGGCGAGUCGAAUUGAAUAACGAAAACGAAAGAAAAAACAAAAUUAUAACCAUAUUCACUCUUUCCGCUGCUCUGAAAAGAUAUAGCAUCCUUAACGCGACUUUACAAAAAAUUCAUAAAUUCGAAACGAUGAAUAACAUUUUUUAAUCAACCUAAACAAAAAAUUAUCAUCGCGAUAUAAUUAAACUCAAAGCGUGAUAAUUAAACUUGAAGGAGAUUAAAUCUCUGAGCUUCAGAAUCAAGUGCUCAUGAAGGCGUAGAAGGCGAGACUCAGCUUUACGAGCCCGGAAACGAAACUUCUGAAGCAUUUGAACAAACGACGGUUGGCGGAGAAGCUUUCAUCGAGCCACAUCAACAUCCGAAUAUCAAAUAUGAAGGUGAAUAGAAAAUAUAUACGAUCCGUAAAGAGUUGGAAGGCUGGAAAACUUGAAAUUUGUGCAUGAAAACGCGAUUUUCUUUAGUUCGAUUAUUAACCAAACGUUUGUAAAGUAAAAAAAUUUCAAUAUAAUCAGAUUACAUUUACGGAUUGUAAACUUUCUUUCAUUUCGAUCCUAUUUUUCAUUUUCAGAAGGACCAGAAUACUGA